AUGGGCAAACAUCACGACGACUUGGACAUUGUUAAGUUUAUUGUUAACUUCGAGGACGGCUCCGAGAAGGAAGUCCCUGUGGCCUCUGUGGAUGAGGUGUUGGUGCUGAUUCCUGAGGGAACCACUUACCAGAUGACCAUUGUGUUUACUGUUUCCAACCGUACUUUGAAGAGCUUGAAGUACAAGCAGGUGGUCAGAAAGGGUGGUAUUCCAUUGAAGAGCAAGGAGCUCUACUUGGGUGACGAGUUUGAGCCAAGAGAGGAGCCUUACACUAAGCAGUUUGAGAAGGACACCACUCCUUCUGGUUUCCUCUACAGAGGCACCUUCCCUUCCACUUCUACCUACUUUGCUGGCGAGGAGGAGCUCUUCACUUCCGACUGGACUUUGGAGGUGACCAAGAAGGCCUAA
This is a messenger RNA of Candidozyma haemuli, 408 nucleotides long. RefSeq lists its product as uncharacterized. The record is from RefSeq and is a predicted model, not a curated record. NCBI's taxonomy places the organism in Eukaryota, Fungi, Ascomycota, Pichiomycetes, Serinales, Metschnikowiaceae. Gene Ontology annotation, molecular function: Rho GDP-dissociation inhibitor activity; protein binding. Gene Ontology annotation, cellular component: cytosol; cytoplasm; membrane. Bases 1 to 408 code for a protein of 135 amino acids. Gene Ontology annotation, biological process: Rho protein signal transduction. The transcript has a single exon.